Messenger RNA from Podarcis raffonei (Aeolian wall lizard), 1970 nucleotides. RefSeq names its product twinfilin actin binding protein 1 (gene TWF1). The coding region runs from base 108 to 1160 and encodes 350 amino acids. Gene Ontology annotation, biological process: barbed-end actin filament capping; actin filament depolymerization; positive regulation of neuron projection development. Gene Ontology annotation, cellular component: cytoplasm; actin filament; myofibril. The transcript is spliced from 9 exons. Lineage: Eukaryota; Metazoa; Chordata; Lepidosauria; Squamata; Lacertidae. The record is from RefSeq and is a predicted model, not a curated record. Gene Ontology annotation, molecular function: actin filament binding; actin monomer binding.
ACGUGCGCGUCCCGGGCCGGUCUGCUGGCUCUCUUUCCCCGGCGCCGCCUCCUGCCUUUGCCCCCGGCCCGAGAGGCGGCGGUUCCCGGCGGCGGCUGCUCGGCGUCAUGUCCCACCAGACCGGCAUCCAAGCUAGCGGCGAAGUCCAAGAAACCUUUGCUAGAGCCAGAAACGGACAAUACAGGUUUUUGAAAAUAGUUAUUGAAAAUGAACAGCUGACUGUGGGAUCAGCAAGACAAGCUGUUGGAUCCUGGGAAGCCGAUUAUGAUUCCUUUGUUCUCCCACUCCUUGAAGAAAAGCAGCCAUGUUAUAUUCUUUAUAGAUUAGAUUCUCAAAAUGCCCAAGGAUAUGAGUGGAUCUUUAUUGCAUGGUCACCAGACCAUUCUCCUGUUCGUCAGAAAAUGUUGUAUGCAGCUACCCGGGCAACCCUGAAGAAAGAAUUCGGAGGUGGGCAUAUUAAAGACGAAGUGUUUGGAACCAACAAGGAAGAUGUUUCGCUGAACGGUUACCGAAAGUACUUGGUAACUCAGUCCUCGCCUGCCCCUCUGACCGCAGCCGAAGAAGAACUUCGACAGAUCAAGAUUAACGAGGUACAAACUGACGUCAGUGUUGACACUAAGCACCAGACUCUUCAAGGUGUAGCAUUCCCUAUAGCUAAAGAAGCCCUUCAGGCACUGGAAAAACUGAAAAACAAGCAGCUUAACUAUGUGCAAUUGCAAAUUGAUAUGAAAAAUGAAACGAUCGAAUUGGCUAGUACACUCCCAACGGAGCUGAAGGACUUGCCGAAAAGAAUUCCGAAGGACUCGGCGCGGUACCAUUUUUUCCUCUACAAACAUUCCCACGAAGGAGACUACUUGGAAUCAAUAGUUUUUAUCUACUCCAUGCCGGGCUAUAUGUGCAGUAUACGAGAACGGAUGCUCUACUCUAGCUGCAAGAGUCCUCUACUAGAAAUUGUAGAAAGACAACUGUGGAUGCAGAUCAUCAGAAAGAUUGAAAUCGGCGAUGGGGAAGAGUUAACUGCCGACUUCCUUUAUGAAGAAGUUCAUCCCAAGCAACAUGCACACAAGCAGAGUUUUGCUAAGCCGAAAGGACCCGCAGGCAAAAGGGGAAUCCGAAGGCUGAUCAGGGGCCCGGCAGAAGCCGAAACACCUACUGACUAAAUGCAGCGCCGGGAACAGAAGCGUUACGGUGGGGGUUAGGGAACCCACCCUAGCCUUUAGAAAUGAACUGAAAGCAUUCCACACCCCUCUUUUUCCAGGAGAAUAAGGUGACCUGUGAUUUUUCGCUGCACUUGAGACGCCACCUUAGAUGUUACAAGGUCCACAGCCUGUGGUUGUAAUGAAUUGGGUUAAACUAAAACUAGAAGCUUGUAUAAGGUUAAUUCUAAUAUGAAUUAAUAUCAUAGCCUUACAGUUCAACACUACUCUAUAUGUAACAUAUAUAGGUCUGAAGUCAGUUUAGUGACAACAUAAAAUGGAUCAUUAGCUAGAUAUUGAAUUUUUCUCUCUCGCAUUAUCUACUUUUUAGGGGGCUGCUGCUUUAGAAUAAAAAUUGGCAGGACUGGGCCCUGUUUUUCUCCAUUGUACUUCCCCUGUCCUUCUACAAACUAACAGUGCAAUAUUUUAUUCCACUGUUUUCAUACCAUGAUCCUAAACAUUUAUUUGGAAGCAAAUUCCAUGGAGAUCCAUGGGCCUUUAUUCCAACUAGAUGUUUAAGAUCUGGCUGCCGCAAGACUGAAACCUGACUCAUUUGAUACAGGGACCCCAAAUUAUAUUCUUUGUAGCCUUCUAACAAUACAUUUCUGGUCUUCUGAGAGAAUAACACUAUUAUUUUUUACAUAAAUCAUGUUUGGCAAUAAAGUUAAGCACUACAUGUUUGAAAAAUGUGAUUCUGUAAGCAACACCAAGUGCUAUGAAAUAAGAGUUUUCACCAUCCAAAUCAUUCUGAUCUAAUUAAAUUAUGAAAACUGC